Haliotis rufescens (red abalone) is the source of this 2237-nucleotide messenger RNA. RefSeq names its product beta-porphyranase A-like. The transcript is spliced from 4 exons. NCBI's taxonomy places the organism in Eukaryota, Metazoa, Mollusca, Gastropoda, Lepetellida, Haliotidae. The coding region runs from base 85 to 1953 and encodes 622 amino acids. The record is from RefSeq and is a predicted model, not a curated record.
AUAAAACUUGCCGCUACACAGCAAGUGAGUGUUGACCUAACUUUGUCAGAAGUUGGUGUGUUGAUAUCCAGGUGAAUUUGCGUAAUGCUUCAUCAAUCUGAAUGGACACUGGCCUAUUUCACCUUGAGCCUGUCCAUAGGCAGUGUGUACAGUGACACGACGGUGACGAUCCACUCUCAAUGGUUGGCACAGGGAGGCAGUGCUCGCUAUGACAGUAAUAGGUGGAACAAGCACAACGGCCUUGAUCAGGAGUCGUUUAUUCCCAAAUGUCGGAGCCUUCGGACUGACGCUGGGCGCUGGAAUAACAAUGGCUUAAGUUAUCGUCUUUUCGAAGAUUGGCCAGAGGACCCAAACCGAAGCGGCUACCCAGAUCCCAACUACCUGAAGAAUGCCACAAAACAGAAGGAACUGUUUUCCCUAUACCUUGCUAACAUUAACAGUGGUUAUGAGAACGACAUGAUCAUGAUGUCGGAAGGUUUGUUUUACCCGAGUUGGAUGAACCAGUCCGAACAUGCAGGUCAAUUCCCCAACAACGUCGAUGCUGCUGCUGAGUUCAUGAUGCUGAUGGUGCAAGGAGUUUACGAAUUUACCAAAGGACAGAUCCCACCCUACAUUGAACCCAUGAAUGAACCGGAAGUCAACUAUAACAUCUUGAACCUCACGACUGUAGCCAUGUUCCACAAAUCAAUUGCGGAGAAACUCCAUGCAAGGUUUAACAUCAAAGUUGCUGGUCCUACACUCGACGGGGAAACUGGAUCGUCAGAUAGAAACAACUUCACGUACUGGAAAAUAGUGGCCAAUUUCAUGGACGUCACUUUAGACAAUUUAGACGUGUUUUCCUUUCAUUCGUACAACUCACUUAUUGUUUCGGGGAAAUCUUACAAUCUUACUGGUAUGAAUGAAGCACGAUUAGUAGCAUUUGUCGACCUGGUUGAAAAUUAUGCCUAUCUGAAGAAAAGGAAAAUUGUCCCCCUGGUUAUCAGUGAAUAUGGCCGCGAUAUUGUGUUAGGAAUUGACAAAUAUGCUCAAUCAGGUAUAGUAGAUUUUUCGACAAUAUAUCAUUCCAAUGCCCAUCGAUUUACCCAGCUCGGUCUCAGGGAAUACAUUGACAGAGCAGUGGUGUUUCUUUUAGCCAAUAUACAAAAUCCAUAUUACAACUGGUCUCUUUUCACUAACCAAGGAGAACCCAGAAGAGUUAUCGACGUCUUCGAGUUCUGGUACAAAUUCACGUCAGACUACUCCUUUAUCAGAACUACCAGCCAGUAUGAUGGAGAGGAACGAACGGUGUCGCCGUUAGCAAUGUCAAGUUCUCAGCAUAACGAAACGGUCAUUCUCUUGCACAGCUAUUCGCAGGAGUCACAGGCCGUGAAGCUAGACUUUGAAGACGACUGGAUCAAACCAACCACUGGAGAAGCUACUUGCGUUACCAUCAAUGACGACUGGUACCCGAUCAUCACCUUCAAUGAAACCUUCGACAUUCAGCAGACCCAUGGAAUUGUUGAGCUUCCUGCUGAAGCAACAUGUCAUUUUACAUUCAAGACCCCUUCAAAUAAACUGCCUUCUGUCACUCUCAACGAAACCACAUACUACGGAGCUGAUACACUUAUACCAAUCAAGGACAAAUUCGCCUCAACAGUAAUAUAUCUACCAAAUGGACAAUAUUACAGUGCCAGACUGAGAGUUUCUGCCAGUUGGCCGAUUAAUGAAACAAACAGUGUAACAUAUCUAACCUUCAACGUUCACCGCCUUGACUCUUACUAUAAGCUGUUUGAUUCCGACAAGUUUAACAGCACCACCUAUUGGGAGGUUUGGGAGUUUGUAGUCCCCACAUCCUUAUUUGUCACUGGGGCUAACCAGGUUCAGGUUCUCUUCUCUAACGACAUGACAGCAGGAUAUGUUUCUUCAUUUGCUCUUGUUACAGCCAAGUCUAUCCCAUCUGAUUUGAAGUCAUGAUAAUGAUGACAGUUCCUCAAAUGGGUUUUUAUCGAAAAGAAAAACUGCCUUGGAAAAUGCUCGAUAUAAGUAAUUAUGAUUCAGUAUGUUGAAAAAAAUAGUCUGCCAUAAUAUAUACAAAGUUGGAAGGUGCUUGUUUAAAGACAUAUUUAGGCUGAUAGUUUUAAAGAAACAAUUAUCUGGCUUUGCAGCUGUAGCUGAAAAAAUGUCGUGUCUCCAUACAAAAUCCUCAAUUGUAAAGUGUGUGCGAGUCUUUCCUAAAUAAAUGGAACAUUGGUACAUUG